UAGCUCGAUUUAACCCAACCUUCUCUGUCAACGAUUCGUGACGUUCAAUGUGUCGAAUCUUGAGUUGAAUACAUGAGAAGAGACACGAGUGUUUAAAGUAUCCAUAAGAAGCUGAUACACCAGCAGGAUGUCCGGAUACACGGGCCAGGACAAUUACUGGGCGCAACCGCCGCAGGGUCAGCAGUCCCAGAGUCAGUAUUUCUUUGAAUCGCCUGGUUUUGAGCAACCUAACCAACAAUUCGACUUCCAACCGUACGGCGACCAGCCGUUUGGCGAUUAUCCGAACUCGCAAAAGAGCUUCCUGGACCCCACGCAAAGUCCAUAUAGCGGCGACAUGUUCACGCAGGAUGACUAUGGCAAAGGCACCACUGGCUUUGGUGACGAGGAAGAUGAACCUCCUCUCUUGGAAGAACUUGGUAUCGACCCCGACAGGAUAAUGCAAAAGACCCUGGCUGUAUUAAAUCCCUUCCAUAGGAGAGGGCAGACUGAUGAUGCGAAUUAUCUGCUGCAGGACUCAGAUCUCGCAGGACCAGUGACAUUCUGCCUGUUUCUCGCCGCAUUUCUCCUACUGGCAGGCUCGAAAGCGCACUUUGGCUAUGUAUAUGGCCUGGCUUUGACCUCCUGUAUACUUAUGUACAUUUUACAGUCAUUGAUGAGUACCAACAGUAACGUUACCUUGUCGUCUGUCGCGUCUGUGUUGGGUUAUUGCCUCUUGCCAGUCGUCGUGCUGGCCGGCUUCAGUGUUUUCGCCACGUUGCGUGGCCCGGUCGGUUUGGUCUUUGCGAUUUUGGCUGUCGCUUGGGCAGCUCUGUCCGCAUCCAGGCUCUUCUCCACAAUGUCUGGAGAGCAGGACCAGCAGCUGCUCAUAGCGUAUCCAUGUCUGCUCCUUUAUGGCGUAUUCACCUUGAUAAUUAUAUUUUAAGGGAGCAGAUACAAAGUUAAAGAAAUUUAUAAUUUAGAUAGGAUUUUGUUUUAAUUAACUUCUCAAAUCUUUUCAUAGGAGACACGUUUUUUUUUUUUAGAUAGACGAGUUGGUACUAAUUCAAUAUAAUAGUUUACAAAUAAUUUUAAUUUAUCUGCGGAAGAGAUCUCACGAUUCAAAUUUACAGAUAAUAAAUAAAUAUCGCGUUGUUAUAUUAUUAAUAACGAGCUGUAUUACUGAGAUUGGAGAGAUACAUAAUUGGUUAAUUUUCUCAUAUCUCAAAUAAUUCUCGAAAUUAUUUACGUAAGGAUAUUUCAGGAAAAAUAUGCUUACAUUUAAAAGAAGAAAACAAUGCAAACAUUUGCUAUAAGCAUCGAUAUAAGUGUUAGAUUAAGUUAUUUGCUAUACAUUUCUAAAUAAAGUAUAUGAUACUUGCA
Messenger RNA from Harpegnathos saltator (Jerdon's jumping ant), 1359 nucleotides. It is a transcript of the gene Yip1d1, whose product is annotated as Yip1 domain-containing 1. The record is from RefSeq and is a predicted model, not a curated record. NCBI's taxonomy places the organism in Eukaryota, Metazoa, Arthropoda, Insecta, Hymenoptera, Formicidae. The coding region runs from base 128 to 922 and encodes 264 amino acids. Gene Ontology annotation, cellular component: trans-Golgi network. Gene Ontology annotation, biological process: vesicle fusion with Golgi apparatus; endoplasmic reticulum to Golgi vesicle-mediated transport. The transcript has 2 exons.